Diorhabda carinulata is the source of this 3528-nucleotide messenger RNA. Its product is annotated as aminopeptidase N-like. Gene Ontology annotation, cellular component: cytoplasm. The coding region runs from base 334 to 3279 and encodes 981 amino acids. The transcript is spliced from 13 exons. Gene Ontology annotation, biological process: proteolysis; peptide catabolic process. NCBI's taxonomy places the organism in Eukaryota, Metazoa, Arthropoda, Insecta, Coleoptera, Chrysomelidae. Gene Ontology annotation, molecular function: metalloaminopeptidase activity; zinc ion binding; peptide binding. The record is from RefSeq and is a predicted model, not a curated record.
AUUGUCAUUUCGUAGUUGUUAAACAAUAGAUAUAUACCGGUGAUCGUAAAGUCAUUAAAAUAUUUAUUAAAAAGAAAAAUGAGUCAUCGUAGGUGAACCGGCUGGUGACAAAACGUUUCUGGUGGGUGUUAGGGCCCUCACUGUCUCCCUCACUCACACGACUAGAGAAUUUGUUUACUUGAUUUACACGAAUUACCAUCUCGAGUCUCGAAUUACGUUAAAUGCUGUCAGAAUUUCGAUUACGUAUCAUGAGUGAAAACAAUCGUUGAAAGUUUUGUUUAAAUGACAAUUUUUUUUUUAUAUUUCGCGAGUGGUGAUUUCGUUUAAUAAACCAUGGUUGGAAAAGUGGAUUAUUCUAGUGUUCCCAAUUCGGCGGACUUGGAAAACAACUCGAAUCAAAAAAAAUACACCGUGAAUAGAAAUGGAAAACACGGCGUCGUAAUUCCGACAGCUCUAUGCGUCCUAAUGGUCAUAGGGGCGUUACUUUUGGCUAUAUUAGUAGGUCUGAUAGUAUUUUUCGUAGUUCCUCGAUACUGUGAUCAAGAAAAGUUACCAGCGGUUUCUCCUAAUCAACAAACUUCAUCUGUCAAUGAUACGCCCGAAAAAAUCGAAGAAUCCGCCGUGGGACACGAAAUUGAUGAGAGAUUACCUAAAAACGUUGAACCGACGCAUUACAAAUUAAGGAUUUUACCGGAUUUGCGAAACGGUACGACUCAAGGUUCGAUUGCAAUAACUUUGAAAGUAAUACAAGACACCGAUGAAGUUUUAUUUCAUCUUAGAGACAUUUUCAUAGAUAAACAUUCCGUUAGUAUAAGAUCCACGAGCGAUUCUAGUCAAUUGGAUAUCAAAGAACAAAAUUAUAUCGAAGGCGAUAAAUACAAAAUAAAACUUUCAAAGAAUUUAAACAAAAAUGAAGAAUACGUAUUAAAUUUGGAGUUUAAAGGGAAAUUAAAUGGUCAUUUAAAAGGUUUUUACAAAAGUAAAUACUACGAUCGUCAAGGAAAGAAAAGAUUGAUAGCGUCCACUCAGUUUUCGCCAGUCGACGCUCGAAGUGCUUUUCCUUGCUACGACGAACCUUCUUUCAAAGCCAAAUUUCAAAUUACCUUAGGAAGACCGUCUUCCAUGACGACUUUAUCUAAUAUGCCAAUUCUAAACUCAACUUUAUUCGCAACAAACACAUCUGGUGUUUGGAGUUGGGACGAAUACCCCGAAACGCCGAAGAUGUCGACUUAUUUAGUUGCCUUUAUGGUGACGGAUUUAAUAGAGAGUCCGACUAAGGGCGAGAUAAUAAAAUUUUGGGCUAGGGAAGAUUUGGUAUCUCAAACUGCUUACCCCGCCGAAAUCGGUUCGAAAUUAUUGAAAUUCUACGAGGAAUAUUUCGAUGUUGAAUUUCCUUUACCGAAAAUCGACGUCGUCGCUCUUCCCGAAUUCGGUUUUAACGCCAUGGAAAAUUGGGGGUUGAUAACAUUCAGAGAAGACGUUCUUUUAUACGAUCCCUCAAGUUCCACGAAUGAAGAUAAGAGACUUACGGCUACGGUUUUAUCGCACGAAUUAGCCCAUCAGUGGUUCGGUAAUUUAGUUACCCCUUCGUUUUGGAACGACUUGUGGUUGAAAGAGGGUUUUUCUAAUUACAUGGUAUACAUGGGCAUCGAUACGGUAGAACCGACGUGGAGAUUCGGCGAGGAAUUUAUACCGAGCGAAACUUUGGUAGCGAUGAACGAGGACGCUCUGGAAAAUUCCAGACCGAUAUCGUUGGACGAAGCGAAAAAUUCGAAUCAAAUCCGGCAACUUUUCGACCCCAUCUCGUAUAGUAAAGGUGCUGCUAUAAUUAGAAUGAUGAAUCACUUUCUCGGCGAAGAAACGUUCAAAGCGGGUCUCGUCAAGUUUUUGAAAAAAUAUCAAAAUUCUAAUGCUGAUCGCGAUGAUUUAUUCGAAACUUUUACUGAAGCCGCGCAUACAAAUAACGUUUUACCAUCGAAUGAAUCCGUUAAAACGAUCAUGGAUACUUGGGUGGAGCGUGCCGGUUAUCCUGUCGUUAACGCUAUUGCUAAUUACGCACAGAAUAAAAUCAAAUUGUUUCAGAAACGAUUCUAUUUCCGUGAAAAAGAUGAAAAAUCUUCUUGGUGGAUCCCGUUAUCGUUCACGACUAAUAUAAACACCACGUAUAACGAUACCACGCCGAAAUUUUGGUUGAAAGGUGAAUACGAAAUCGACCGAGACGUCGAUCUCACCAACGCCACCUGGUAUCUCUUGAAUUUAUAUCAAACAGGUUAUUUCGUCGUUAAUUACGACGAAAGAAAUUGGAUGAACCUCAUCGAUAAUAUCAUGGUAUUACCGACGACGAUAAGGGCGCAACUCAUCGCUGAUUCCAUGGAUUUGGCGAGGGCAAAUUUGAUCAGUUACGAUAUACCCUUGAAGAUGAUCGCAAGAAUGGCCGUCAACGAUAAAGACAUUAUGUUCGUACCGACCGCCAUAGCUUUCGAAAAAUUGAGGUAUUUGAGCGACAUAUUAUCCUCGACCCCGGCUUUCGGUUUAUUCGAGGAAUAUCACAGGACGAUAUUCAAGGAAACUUACGACAAAGUGACAUUAGUAGAUCCCAUAGAUGAUUAUAGGACAAGAAGAAUACGUUCGACUGUGUUGAAUUGGUCGUGUCGAAGUCCGGAUUCCAGAUGUUCUCAUAUGUCGAGGACGUUUUUCAGAUCGUGGUUAUCAGGAACGAAAAAGAUCGAGCCUAAUCUACGUAAAAUCGUUUAUUGUACGGCGUUACGCGAAGGCGGACAAGUCGAAUGGAAUUUCGCUUACAAGAAAUUCUUGGAAACGGCAUCGCUUUCCGAGAAAAAAAUCCUUUUGGACGCUUUGGGUUGUACGAAAUUGACGUGGCUGCUUUCCAGGUAUCUCGAUAAACUUCUCGAUGAUUACAGCAUAAGGAUUCAGGACGCCGAUCGUUUGUUCGGGUCGGUUGUUAGUAAUAAAAUCGGAACGCAGAUUGCUUUCGAUUUCUUGAGGAAAAACUGGAAUGCCUUGAUCAAACGCCACGGAGAUGGCUUCAAUAUCAUCGCUAAAAUGGUGAAAUCCCUCGGACCUCAACUGAAUACGGAAUUCCAGUUAUCGGAGUUGAUCAGAUUUAGAGACAGCGUGAAUGGUAAUCGGAGCGCGUACGCUCGAGCUUUCGACAUCGCCGUGGAAACAGUUAGAGGAAACGUGGAAUGGAUGGAGAAGAACUACCGUCAAGUAGAACAGUGGUUCCAAAAAUAUAAAGAUCGAUUCGAUUACGUAUAGACCAAAAAAUUAGAAAUAUCAAUAUUUAUUUGAUUUAGGCGAAUAAUUUAUUUUCAGAAGCGGGACCGAAACGAUAAGUGCCCUAGAAAAACCGACUGAAUUUUUUUUUAACGAACCUUUUAAUUAUUUCGAAACAUUUUUAGUCCGUACGUUAAUCGAACCGAAAUUCUAUUUUUUAUUUAUCAAUUUUGAAUCAACAAUUUCACUUGUAAUACGAGAAAAAUACUAAAAGAAAAUAGUAAUACAGAA